Messenger RNA from Symbiodinium necroappetens, 483 nucleotides. NCBI's taxonomy places the organism in Eukaryota, Dinophyceae, Suessiales, Symbiodiniaceae. The record is from the annotation of a GenBank genome assembly.
AUGGGGGACCGGUGGCGAGCGCAGUCUCAGAACAAGAAGCUUCCUCACCACGUGAGGUGCUCCUUUCCGUCUGAAUUGUUCAAGCGGAUGGAAGACAACGUCGGCACAAAGGUGGCGGUCGAACUUUGCGAGAUACUGAAUGAGCCUGCGAUGACCUUCCUGCGCGUGAACACAUCACGAAUUUCGAGGGACAAGGUCUUCACCUUCCUGAGCAGCAGAUCCGUGCCCGUCGAGAAGACGCAGAAUUCCCAAAUGGGCCUCCUCCUGACUUCCAAGCAGAACUUGCUCGAGGUGCCAGAAUACAAGCUGGGGAACUCCAUGCUUCAUUGCAGCAUUUGGGCUCUUUGGUUAGGUUCGGUCGGUUCAGUGAUCCAGCCACAAGUCAUCGCCAAUGACAGCCCCAUGCGAAUUUCACUUGGAUUGCACAUGCUGCAAGUACUAAUGGCGCAGCAUGUGAAAGCACGUUGUCCUUUGAGGGUUUGA